Petromyzon marinus (sea lamprey) is the source of this 1853-nucleotide messenger RNA. The record is from RefSeq and is a predicted model, not a curated record. Lineage: Eukaryota; Metazoa; Chordata; Hyperoartia; Petromyzontiformes; Petromyzontidae.
GCAUAUUGUGUGCAUGUUGCGUAGUCGUGAGUGCGUAUAUUGUUAAUAUGUAGUGUAUAUUGUGUGUGUGUGUGGUAUAUACGGUGUAUAUAGUAUACUGAUGUACAUUGUGGUGUUUUGUGUGUGCGUGUUGUGUAGUCGUGAGCGGGAACCCUCUGGGCGACUCGGGCAUGGCGAGUGGGGGCCUGUCGGGCCUGCGCAGCCUGGCUUAUCUGCGGGCCAGCGAGUGCAACCUCACGGCCGUGCCGCAGGGACUUCCGCCGCAGCUGCAGGAGCUCUACCUGGACUCUAACGCCAUCAAGACGGUGAGGAAGGACGACCUCAAGGGCCUGACCAAACUCACCAGGUUGGGCCUGAGUGACAAUGCGGUGAAGUCGGUGGCGGCCGGGGCUCUGGAUCUCUCCUCACUGCGGGAGCUCCACCUCGACCACAACGAGCUCAGCAGCGUGCCACCGGGCUUCCCCACACUCAAGCGCCUGCAGGUGAUCUUCCUGCACGACAACAAGAUCGCAUCCAUCUUCAACGACUCGUUCUGCCCACCCGUGUUCAACCCCAAGAAGGCGCUUUACACCUCCAUCAGCCUCUUUGGCAAUGCGCUGCGCCCCUGGGAGGUGCCGGCCAGCGCCUUUAGCUGCGUUAGCGGGCGCGCCGCCCUGCACCUGGGCAACUACCGCAAGUGACCGACCAUGACAGCGCCAGCGCGACACUUGCGCUAGCGCGGAAGCAUCACUAGCAGCAGCAGUAGCACCACCAGUAGCACCAGUAACACUAAAAUCAGUAGCAUCAUCAACAGUAGCACCAGGAGCACUAACAGCAGUAACACCAACAGGUGUAGCACCAGCAGUAGCAUUAACACCCUUACCAUCACCAGCACCAGCUGGUGAGCUAGCAAGCAGCCAAUGAUACCGGAAGCAGCAGCAGCCGAAGCACAUAUGGCAGGAUCACUCGCAGCAUCCAGCAGUAGUGGGCACCAGCAGUGCUGGAAGAUCACCAGAAGAACGAGUAGAACGAGCAGCAUCAGCUGUGCACAGGCACCAGCAGCACUGGCAGAAGCAGCAGCACGAGCGGCGGGCACUCGUUGUGCAUGCGUUGCAUAACUGGCCUGAACCUACACCCUGCCCACCUGAGCGCGAGCCCACCGUCCCACCAACCGAACGACUGCUGGACGGACAGGCAGGCAGACAGACAAGGCACAGACAGACAAGACACACAGACAAGGCAGACAGAUGGAUGUACGUAGAGAGAAGUCGACACAACGCACAGACAGACGGACAGACUCGGCAAGAUAGAAAAGUAGCGACGUGGACAUACUGACAGAGGCCAACAGAUAAAGGUCCUCCGUGUAGCCUUAACAUACUGUUGGGGCAAGUGCUGUUAGCGAGCACCUAUGAAGGCCGGCACGGCACAUGAAACACCACACCCGGCCCCCUUUGCCACCCCAGUGGCGAUGUUUACACGCAUUGCUCCAGGUACUCAUUUGAGUCAAACUAGAAGGGAGGCCCAGUUACCGGGGUUCCGAUAACCACCGCGGGUGUCAAUGGCCAUGAGCGAGAAUCGAACUCGGGUCGCCGGGGUUCGUAGCGCAGCGCCAGCGGCACUCACUUCCCUGUCGCACCGCAGACGAGAGAGGCAGAAUAGACACACAGGCGUGUGCAAACAGACAGACAGACGGAUCAGACAGACAGGUGGACCAGACAGACACACGGACAGACACCGAGGCCAGCAGGGAGACGUGUGGACGGACGGACGGGCAGAUGCAGGAAUCGUCCAGAGCUGUUCCUCCUCUCGCGUGUGUAGCGGAAUCGCUAUUACCUGCCACCUGGAACCCGUUCUAUUAAAGGUUAAUAUCAGCA